Molecule: messenger RNA, 3258 nt
Organism: Monosiga brevicollis MX1
Lineage: Eukaryota; Choanoflagellata; Craspedida; Salpingoecidae
Product: RecQ helicase family member
Exons: 2
Coding region: 1-3258 (1085 amino acids)
Biological process (GO): double-strand break repair via homologous recombination
Cellular component (GO): chromosome; nucleus; cytoplasm
Molecular function (GO): ATP binding; nucleic acid binding; four-way junction helicase activity
Source: RefSeq, a predicted model, not a curated record
AUGACCUUGGGACUGGUCUGCGAGCCAUGCGAGCCAGAAUGGACGGAAAUUCUCACCAAGGAGCUGCUCUUUAAUUCGGGGCUCGAGAAGCGAGUUUAUGCUGUCCUGCCCUUGUUGCUGGACUCGAAUCAGCCCGGGCCCCCUCAGUCCUGGGACGGCCGGGAUUUGAAGGACAUCGACGGUCAUGACUUUUAUACAAUGCUGCUGGAGCACAUCUUGGAAACUCCAGAGCUAGUCGAGGAGUUUUCCAUGCCUGAUGCACCCGGCAAGUUUAGCAUAGAACCAGUGUGGCGCUGGAUCUGCUCCCUGCGAGAGUUUAAUCGCCUGGCAUUGACGUAUGCACACCUCUCAACUGGUCUCCCCGUGCGUGCGAUGGUAUACACGAGCCUUUUCUAUCGCGACUCCUCCGCCAGCCCCAGAAAUGUCUUCUUCUCCGGAGACCGCUUGGCGUUUGUCGCGCGACGAAGCAAAACCACAUGGAUCAGCAACCGCGAGUCGCAUGCUGCACACUACAUGGACAAGCGGGCCAGUGCGGUCAUGAUGGCGUACCUGUUAUUGUGCAAGCCGCUGGAGGAGCUGUUUGCUGAUGACUUGCAAGAUCGAGACGAAUUGAUCACGUCCUCGGCAAUAGAUCCCAAUUCUCUGACGGAAGAAGAGCAAGAUGAGCUCGAGGCCGACGCAAUGGAGGUCGAAGAUUCAAUCGAGCCAGACACUGUUGGCUCUGUUGACGACCAGCACGACGAUCUACGAGCGGCCAAGCGUGUCGCACAGGAGGGGACGUAUGAGCUGCUGUUCAACAUUGCGCCAAUGCAGCUCGAAAAACAGCUUCGGCCAGGCCAAGUCUACCGAACCAUCCAGGCCGUGACCAAGCGGUUUCUUGGAACCAGCAUCACUGUCAGCGCAUGGCGGCACAUGAGUGUGGCUUGGCUGCGUACACUGGUGUUGCAUCAUACGCCCGAGCCUUCAUUGGGGGCGUUGAAUGUGGCACACUCUCAAAGCCAGCAUGCAGGUCGGACGGCACGCAACGUCUAUGGCCGCACGCAGCUCGAUCACAAGUUUGUGUCCAGUGAAGCACAGUACGGCCACCAGUUUGUGUCUGAGGAAUGGCACAAGCUCAUGAAGCUGGUAGACGUAGAGGAUCAGAUCCAAGCCGAGGCCGUGGAUGGGCAGACCUGCGUGCAACAAGUGGUUCAUAAACAGGUGGUUGUCCAGUCGUCUCGAGUCAGGAACGCCAGCACACAGGUGCAAGCGACCGUGGGCACGCAAACAGAUCCCGAGGUUGAAGCCUGCCUUGAUGCUGAGGACGACAUUGACGAUAUCACUGCCGGGUUGGAUCUAGACGAAGCCGAGGCAGCCGGAUCGUCCAUGCCAGUUGCCGUGCCGCGAGCCGUGGAAGAGGCUGCGUCGACGGCCUUGCAGCAAGAGCCAAGCCAGCACAAUGACCAAACGCAGCAACAAGAGUAUGAGGAUCAGCUUUGGCUUGCUCAAUGUGUGCGGCAAGCGUGGAAGACAACAUUUCGCGACUGGGAUCAGUAUCGAUUGGCACAGGCUGUGACUCGGCACGAAGCACAGGACGGCUGGCUGUUGGCCGUGGCCCCGACUGGCAUGGGCAAGACGCUGUGUACACUCGCUCACCUCCAGCCACGCAGGGUCGUGGUGUGGGUAGUCCCGCUUCGUGAGCUUGCCAGAGACUUGUGCCGCCGCUUCGAGCAGGCUGACAUUGUAUCGCAGUGGGCUAAGAAUGAUGGCCGUGACAUGCAAGUCAACGUUCAAGUGAUUGUCAUGACGGUUGACUUUUUGGUUGGCCAUGGGAUGAGGUGGGUGCAAACACUCGUGCAGCAGAAGCGUCUGGCCAUGCUGGUGAUGGACGAAGUUCACACAAUGCUCGUGGACACCAGCUAUCGAGACAGUCUUGUUCGCUGCCCAGGCCGGCUGGACCAUCUUUGCCAAGACCCAUCUGUCAAGUGUGUGGGCCUCACUGGCACGCUUUGCCCCAAAGAUGAGCGGGCUCUGCUCCAACAGCUGGAUUGCACGGAGGACGCUUCGUACCAGACCUUUCGUAUGCCAACCAUGCGAACCGAUCUUCGGCUAGCGGUGCAACAAGGAACAACAAAGGCAUUUGAGAUGUUUGUGGAACGCCACUAUGACCUGUUGGAGCAAGAGGGCCGCGUGGAUCGCAUGCUGAUUUUUUGUGACACGAAGAAGCAGGUUGAGGCAUUGUCGACUCAGUUGGCACGCACGUUGGGUCACGAGCAGUCGCUGGCCGUGGAUGCUGACAUGUCAGCCGAAGACACACGGGCGGCUCUUGAGCAGUGGAGGAGCGGCACGCAGAGUCUGGUCUUGGUGGCCACAAGCUGCUUGGGCGCGGGCUUGGACAUGCCCAACGUUCGGAAGGUGAUCUGGUUUGGCAGCGGCUACAACGGCUAUACCUUGUCGCAGGCCUUUGGCCGGGCUGGCCGCGACCGACGGGGUGGCGAGGCCACGCUAUGGAUUCCACGAGGCACAGCGGUUUUGGAAGACCUGCAGCCAUUUGCAAGCAUGAAGCGCUGCCUGACCUUUGAGCUUGGUUGGCUGUUGGAUGGUAAGGGCCACAUUUGUGCGGCCGCAGGAGCGCCGGCGUGCACCGUCUGCUCCAUGAUGCAACCGACCUUCACAGCGCGCCAUCCAAGCCGUGAAGCACAUGGGGCGCCAGUAUCACACGAGGGCCAGACCCGGGCCAAGCGAGCGCAGUUGAUGGUACCAUCGGCGCCCAUUCAGUCAGACGACUUUAACACGGCUCUGCUAUGGAUGAGCACCUACUGCUGGGCCUGCAGCUGCAGCAGAGACCGCUUGGUUGCUCACCACCAGCCUUCUAGCUGCCCGGCCAUGAAAGGGCGCUGUUUUCGAUGCCACUGCCGCGGUCAUGGUAGUAGCAAUUGCCAAGUGACCUUGGGGGCGGGUGUUUGCUACCGGUGUUGGAGGCCGCAGAAGAUUGGAGGUGAGCGAGUGGUGGAGUGCACGGGGCGGGCCUGUGCCCAGCGCAACCGCGAGGCCAUCCGGGCACUGGUCGCGUCUGUGUCACGCAGUCAAACUUUGCGCGGCAUCAUGCAGCGCAUGGAGUGCCCGGCCGAGCUGCUGGCAGUUGGAGGGCGGCACUUUGACCCGUCGGAGAUGCAGGCGCUUGUGGGCUGGCUGUACGGAGCAGAGGGGCGCGUUGGCCAUCCGCGCGUGUUGAAGUUUGUGAUUGAGGCGAAACGGCAGUUUGCAAUGUUGAAGUGA